AUGUUUCCCACGUGCGAUAACCACAGUCAGGCGGCAUUGACAGCUCUCGUUGCUGAGAUUAUCCCUAUAGAACGAACCCCGACACUGCAAGAAAAAACACAAGGCGAGCUCGCAGAACAACAUGAUAUCCUUGAGGUGCUGGGUAAAAGUGUGUCGGCUGACAUUCAUGACGAUUCCCUGCACGUUCCAGCUCAGGUCGUCCAACUCACAACAGAGCUCGUGAGGAUUGUCUCUCAAAUAUCGCCCGAUGAGUCUGCGUGUCAGAGCCCUACCAGGAAUAUUUUAUCACAACUGCUCAACAGUCCAGUUUUCCAAAAGCUCAACCCCAACAAGACGAAUUCAGCCUACAUCUUGCAGUUCCAACGUAGAUCCCCUCCCAUGGUAGCGGCUGGUGUAAUAUGUGUAGAGAAGGCAGAAUUGGGCUGGGACGGCGAAGGUUCCAUUCAAGGCUCUUUUUCAUACGCUCAGUACUGGACACAGAAAGACAUCCAACGCGAACGAUUCUUCAAAGCAUGCUGCUGCCCAUCUUUCAUUGUAUCCAUUGCUGGACUUUGGAUCGUCAUCCUAGGCGCCAUCUUCCGGACUCUUCCGAUUGUCCAGCGUUUGACCGACUAUCUAUGGCUUGGCAAUAGCCGUGCUAAUGACGACAAUCAUGCUCUUCGCCUCGCUUGUGUCUUCCAGUCUCUGAGAUUGGCCAUCGAUGAUCUUGAGAAGUACUACCAGGAUCUUCCCACUCGCUUCUUUCCUGACAUCACCGAAUACAACGAUGGCACGAAAGUCGUCAGAUUCCAAUACCUUCAGCCCUUGGAAGUAGAUGAGGUGUGCACGAUGUUCCUCGCGAAGCUUGACGAAGCACAUGGAGAGGAACAGGUCGUUGUGAAGUUUGUUCAGCGAUAUGGUGCCGAGGCCCACAGACUGUUGGCAAGUAAAGGAAAGGCAUCAGCACUAAAAUACUGCGGUCCGAUUUCCAGCAAUGGAAAGUACUGGUAUGGUUCCCUUCAGAUGGUCGUUAUGGAGUUCCUACACGGCCAGGCGGUAGCACAAAAGUACGAAGGGAGCAUUCUGGAGACGCUGUGCGAAGCGGUUCGAGGUGCUGUUCAGAUUCUUCACGAUCAGUCAUUCGUUCCUGGAGAUAUUCGCACGCCAAAUAUUGUGAUCGUUGAUGGUGCGGGAGAUGAAGGGGAGAGGAUGAGGAUCGUUGAUUUUGACUGGGCUGGUGAGCAAGGCAAAGUCAGGUAUCCGAUGCACCUCAGCGACUAUAUAAGGAACAUAUAUGGUGUCAAGGACUACGAUAUGAUUACAUUUCAGCAUGACAUGCAGAUGGUAGAUGCGCUAUAG
This is a messenger RNA of Desarmillaria tabescens, 1338 nucleotides long. RefSeq lists its product as uncharacterized. The coding region runs from base 1 to 1338 and encodes 445 amino acids. NCBI's taxonomy places the organism in Eukaryota, Fungi, Basidiomycota, Agaricomycetes, Agaricales, Physalacriaceae. The record is from RefSeq and is a predicted model, not a curated record. The transcript is spliced from 4 exons.